This is a messenger RNA of Amoebophrya sp. A120, 3657 nucleotides long. The record is from the annotation of a GenBank genome assembly. Lineage: Eukaryota; Dinophyceae; Syndiniales; Amoebophryaceae.
UUUAUUUUGAGCGCGCUUUCCAUCUGAAGAUCCUCUUGCUUCUCGACAUUUUGGUUGCCAGUGGACGAGGAAGAUGCCUUUUAUGGGUUCAUCACUGUAAAAAUGGUAUUUCAGAACCACACGCACGCCGCUCAAGAAACAUAAAUGUUGCAACAGAUUUGACGCUAACCCUGACCAGUCGUAGACGCAUUAUUGAAGUUUUCUUGGAUUUGUAAACCACCAGCCGAAUAACGCAGGCACCGUGAGUGCUGGAGCUCUUCUUAAGACCACAAAGAACACGGAGGAAGCACAAAACCUGCUCCGUCAACAUGCAGUCUGGCGUGAGUCCGUUGCACGGCCGCGCCGUGGACUUCAUCCGCGGCAUUAUGUCGGGACAGAUGGUUGGAGCCGAGAAUUACGGCGUGGUCCGCGGGGACUACAAUUACGACUUCUCGGUUCGCCUGGAGGGCGGGGCCGCGUUUUCGAACACCGGCAUCCUGGUCGCGUCCGCCAACGAGCGCAAGGCCGAGUCCGGGUCCGAACUCCCACUCGGGAUCAAGUGCACCUGGAAGCGGAGGUAUCAUCUUCCGGUAUUUUUUCUACUUGUUUUGUUUCUUUUUACGUUUCAGUUUCUACUUUCUGUUUUUACAGGCGAACUACAUGGUUACGGUUCAUCUUCAUACGCUUGUUAUUUUGCAGAAGUGGUGCCAGAAGACUGUUGUUUGCUUCUGGGAGACGCAUCAUGACAGUUGUAGCUCCUCCCAUGGAUCAACAACAUGCUGCAUCUGUUUCGUGCUGCACAUUCAAACUCACUCAAGAACCCUCCUUUCUCUACAACAAACCCCCAGGAUCCUAGACGCCUCCUCCAGCUCUUCCUCUAGCUCCUCCCUCGCGGCCGAGGGCCUCCUGGUCGAGAUCGCCGGCAUCUCGACCAAUAUGUACCAGAUUUCGGCGGACGACAUUGGGUGCAAAAUCGUCGUGGAGGCCCGGCUCGCCGACCCGAACCACCUGCACUACCGGGGCGUGGCCAUCGGGGAGAUUGGCCCCUUUCAGCUGGACCCCAGCACGAGGCGCAGUCUGGACAACAGCAUCGGCGCGGGAGGAAGCCGGUUUCCGGUGACGUUUUACAAGAAGGAGAACGAGCCGAAGCAGAACUACAUGCUGCAUGUGACCUCGGACGAAAUCAAAGUGAUUCAGCCAGGGAUGACGGAGAGGUGCAUAGUACUAGUAGUAACGGCUCUGGUGCCAUAAGGAGCGACGUCUUAUUUCUGCUUAGCUUCCAUUUCCAACUCCAAGAGCAUGGCGCUGAACUUCUUGUGUUUGCCUUGCAGGCCUAUAUUUUUCAGGGUGCUCACUCCUUGGAUUUGUAUUGCACAGAACGCCCAUACAACAUCAGGUUUGACCGCGAAAUCUCCAUUACCUACUCCGGCGACUACCCGCGGGUGCUGAUUCACCCCUUGGAUACGCUGAAAUUCAAGCUCCUGGUAGACUCCAGCACGGAGAUGCAUUUCGGCUCCCUGAGUCGCCAGUCCCGGGACUUGAUCGCGCUCACCAUUCGCUGCUUCCAUUCCAGAAGGUAUCAAGUCUCUCAUGAUUGCUGAAGUCAAAUCCACCUUCUACGACUGGAUCCUCGUCGACGGCAUUGAUUUAUUUCAUCUCUUCGUCCUGCUCAUCAAGGCGGGACACAUCUUCCGAAAAGUUUCAGUGGUUCCCUGUAGUUUCUGCUCAUCUUCCAAAAAUUUCAGGCACAUCGCCACCGCGGCCCUUCUGGAACAGGUUUUUUCGAACCCAAUCAACCACGGCGGCAUGCUGAACACCGAGGACUACCAAGCCGCGCAGCUGGAUCUCUGUCUCUACACCGACCGGCUGCGGGGCGAGUUAAUCCGGCAGCUGGAAACCCGAAUAGCCAUCGAGAAGCAGUACCACAAAAUUGCCAACGAGAAGACCUUUCUCGACGAUCAGCUCCACGACACAAUUACCAGUUUCACGGGCAUGAUACAGGAUCUGCAGGAUCAGGUAGAAGAAGAAGAAACCUGUCAUGCACGAACAGAGAAAAAAAUGCAGGUUGAUGAAGUAAGAUUAGCCCUCUUCCCCUGAAAAAGUUCGCUAUCGGUAGCGGUAUGUCGGUUCUAUGGUUUUUGGUCAUGUAAGUACUUUUAUUUCGUUUGGCCAAGUGCUACUUUCAUUCACACCUACAGGUCACCACCAACGAGUCUGCUCAGGGUGGUCCCGGCGUUCCGACAGACCACACCAGUGCCAGUCGACUGAACCCGGAUCCGUUUUUCCAUGCCGCGACCAGCGUCCCGCUGAAAAAGUACGAGAACCUGCAGCAAGAAAACACGCACCUCAAGAUUGAGCUGGAGGAGCAAAGGAGACAAAUUCUGCAGGAGAAGCACAAGGCCAAGCUCGCCGGGAACCCGUUUGGGGAUAUGGGUUUUGGAAGCAACAGCUCUGGUGGCGCCGGAACUUCGAAGAUCGAGCAGGAACUGCAAAGGCUGAAAGAAGAAAACCGGCGACUUCUCCGGAGCCAAGAGCCGUCCAACGCGGAAAUGAGGCGGUUGCGCAUAGACAACGACCAGAUUCUGCAGGAGAGGGAAGAGUUAGUGCGCAGGCUGGAGCGGGCGGACCGGGAGAAGGCGGAGCUUAGUAGCAACUUUGUAUACGUGAAGGGGGAAUAUGACAAGUUGCAAAACCGCAUGUCAUCUCCUUCUGGCGGUGGUAGUGGGAUGAACAAUUUCACCGUCGGCGGGUCUGCAAGUUCAUCGACCUCACCGUUUGGGGACCCGUUUAGUAUUUCCGCGGGUGUUUCACCCGGGCUCGGAGGCGGGGAGCAGUAUUCAUUGAUAUAUUUUUUCAUGUCGUCGUAAUUUUUUCUUGUGGUAGUUGUGCUGAGAAGUAGAUCAAGGUAGAAGUAGAAUUUUCUGUGACAAACAUGCUGUUCCAAAAUGUUCGUGUUUCGACUAGAUUGGUCGCACUGAAGAUUCUUUUCCACUUUUCAACGAACCACUCCCGCUCAGCUCAUCUUCCGCCGGUGGCCGCAGCUACCGUGCACUGCAAGAGGAGCGCAACCGCCUGGCGCAGCGGGUCGAGCAACUUACCCAGGACGCGGAGAAGGCGAAGACCAGUCAGGAUCAGGGCAUGGAGCGGGUCAUGACGAGCAACGCGAGACUCUUGGAGGAGAAGGAUCGACUGCAGCGGGAGGUGGAGCGCGUGUCGCGACUGUACGCUGACGCGGUAAACCACGCCGCAGCCACGUCCGCGGGUAUGGGCGGCUACGGGAGCAGUGACGAGUUGCAGCAGCAGGUGCGGACCUUGCAGGUCGACAGUCUGAAGAAAGACGAAAAAAUCCGGGUGCUGGAAUCGGAAAACGCGAGCUUGAAAACCAGAAUACGCAAGCUGGCGUCAGUCACAUGAUGUUCUUGACCGGGCGGGUUUCAUGAAGAUGGUUUUCUUCUGAUUUAAUAGCUCCUGGCUUUUGAUCAUAUUCUGCUACGCCCUGCUUCCAUGAGAAGAUAGCGCUCAUGCUCAUCUGCCACAAGAAGAUAGAUGAUGACGCCGUGGCACCACGAUGUUGUCUACAGAUGCGGCAAGCGUGUAGCUGAUUCUACCCACUGCCACUCAAACAACGCCUGCGUCUGGAAAGAAUUUACAGCGUCCGGCUGCACAGGAAGCCCUUAU